UGAUUAUUGGAAAAAUAUCAACAAACACAAAUUCGGAUGUAAUAUUAUAAAAUCUGAGUUUUUGUUCUAAGUCUUCUUCCUCCCAGUCCAAUCGUUGCGUUACGGUUUACUUCAAUUGUUGCAAUGAAUUGCCCAGCCAUGAGUGCAGCACCAUCUCCUUCUUCUUGCUCUUCUUCUUCCUGUUCCUCCUACUCUUCGUUUCGUCCUCUUCCUCCACUCUUGCCACAAUUGAGUAACAACGAUUCACAGAGAUCUCUGCACUACUCAAAUCUAUCAUCCCUUUCGAACCGUCUACUUGGAAAGCAUUCAUUGCCUUUGAGAGCAUUGGUGUCCUCUACUCCUUUAAAUAUCUCGUCUUCCUCUGUUAUCAGUGAUGAUGCUGUUUCGCCUUCCUCUGUUCUCAGUGGUGAUCCCAAAAUUGGAGUCUUGUUGUUGAACCUUGGUGGCCCUGAGACUUUAGAUGAUGUUCAACCUUUCUUGUUUAACCUCUUUGCCGACCCGGAUAUUAUACGGUUGCCGCCGCUCUUCCAGUUUCUUCAGAAGCCGUUAGCUCAGUUUAUAUCAGUAGCAAGGGCUCCCAAAAGCAAGGAAGGUUAUGCAUCUAUUGGUGGUGGUUCUCCUCUUCGCCACAUAACUGAUGCACAGGCUGAAGAAUUGAGAAAGUGCCUUGUGGAGAAAAAUGUCCCAGCAAAGGUAUAUGUUGGUAUGCGUUAUUGGCAUCCAUUCACUGAAGAAGCCAUUGAACAGAUAAAAACAGAUGGAAUUACAAAACUAGUUGUUCUACCACUUUAUCCACAAUUUUCGAUAUCGACUAGUGGUUCAAGCCUAAGACUCUUGGAGAGAAUAUUUCGUGAGGACGAGUAUCUUGUGAACAUGCAGCAUACUGUUAUACCAUCAUGGUAUCAGCGGGAAGGAUAUAUAAAGGCAAUGGCAAAUCUAAUCCAAAGCGAGUUGGAAAAAUUUGGUUCCCCUAGUCAGGUUGUAAUAUUUUUCAGUGCACAUGGCGUGCCUCUUGCAUAUGUUGAAGAAGCUGGUGAUCCUUACAAGGCAGAGAUGGAAGAAUGCGUUGAUCUGAUCAUGGAGGAGUUAGACAAGAGAAAGAUAACUAAUUCUUACACUCUUGCUUAUCAGAGCAGAGUUGGACCAGUAGAAUGGCUGAAGCCAUACACUGAAGAAGCCAUCACUGAUCUUGGUAAAAAAGGUGUUGAGAACCUUCUGGCUGUACCCAUAAGCUUUGUGAGUGAGCACAUUGAAACUCUGGAGGAGAUAGAUGUUGAGUAUAAAGAGUUAGCUUUGAAGUCUGGUAUCAAAAACUGGGGGAGAGUACCUGCCUUAGGAACAGAACCUAUGUUUAUAUCUGACUUGGCAGAUGCUGUUGUGGAAAGUCUUCCAUAUGUUGGAGCUAUGGCAGUCUCAAAUCUUGAAGCUCGACAGUCGUUAGUUCCACUCGGGAGUGUAGAAGAACUAUUAGCAACGUAUGAUUCACAGAGGAGGGAGUUACCAGCACCAGUGACAAUGUGGGAGUGGGGAUGGACAAAAAGUGCAGAAACAUGGAACGGAAGAGCAGCGAUGUUGGCGGUGCUAGCGCUCUUGGUGCUUGAAGUCACCACCGGAAAAGGGUUUCUGCAUCAAUGGGGCAUCUUGCCAUCAUUAUAAAUAUAAGAAACUUAUACUCUUUUUUUUUCUCUAUCAAAAACCCAUCCAAGAAUCUAAAUACUAGCUUUCACAUGUGGAAUAAGUCCCAGCUAUGUUGUUAUACUCUUUUUCUUUGUUGUAGAAUCUUGACAUUAAAUACUUCAUACUGUAUUUUCAUGAAACAUUAAACUAUUGUGACGAGAAGUAAGGGGAGAAAUAGACAUUAAAAUU
Messenger RNA from Camelina sativa (false flax), 1866 nucleotides. NCBI's taxonomy places the organism in Eukaryota, Viridiplantae, Streptophyta, Magnoliopsida, Brassicales, Brassicaceae. The record is from RefSeq and is a predicted model, not a curated record.